GUUCAAUUUGUUUUCUUUUGCAAAUCACAACUAAAUCACAAACAUUAAAAUCAAAAUGUUCAAAUUCACCGCUAUUGUCUUGAUGGCCAUCGUUGCCUGCGUUGCUGCUAAACCCGGUGUUGUUGCUCCAUUGGCUUAUACUGCUCCUUUGGCUGCCAGCGCUGUUGUCUCUCAGGAAUAUCAUGGUAACUUUGCUGCUCCCUAUGUAGCUGCUGCUCCUUACGUUGCUGCCGCUUCUCCUUACGUAGCUUCUCCCUAUGUUGCCUCACCAUACGUUGCCUCACCAUAUGUAGCUGCUCCUUAUACCACUUAUGCUGCUGCCUCUCCUUACGUAGCUGCUCCCUACACUGCUCCUCUUUUGUUGAAGAAGUAAAUAUAAAUUGACUGUUAACGAUUUGUUUGUUGUAUUCGAUACUCAGGAAUGUUUUUUUUUUGUAGUAAAUUUUAUUAAAUUAAUAAAAUAACAAAAAUUGUUAUAAAAAC
Molecule: messenger RNA, 483 nt
Organism: Lucilia sericata (common green bottle fly)
Lineage: Eukaryota; Metazoa; Arthropoda; Insecta; Diptera; Calliphoridae
Product: cuticle protein 16.5
Exons: 1
Coding region: 56-373 (105 amino acids)
Source: RefSeq, a predicted model, not a curated record